AUGAAGCAUAGGGUAAGUGCGGACGACUGCUAUCAGAUUGCGCAUAAUAUCGAUGAUCAUAUAUUUGGCCACAAGAUGUGCCAAGAGUUCUGCCUUGAUGAUCUCAAGAAAAUUCUCGGUAUGGUUCAACUUGAUAUUAAGCAAGCGAUCACAUUGUUUUCGGACGGCAAGCAGAUUUUCAGGACUCAUCAGGCGUUCAGGAUAUUCCAGCAUACCAAAGUCAACUUUGGAGAGGAUUACAAGACAAUUUUGGAAUUCAUCAAAGUUCUUCACAAAUCUCUCAAAUCUCCAAUAUUAAAGUCAAUCUAUAAGACAUUCAAGGAUCUUUCAAAUGAUUCCAUUUCAAAAUCUUCUGAAAUUAAUAAUCUAAAGAGCCAAAUUGAUGAACUGCAGAAGCAAAAUGAAAUGUAUAAGCAGCAUAUCGAAGAGCUCAAGAAGAUUAUUGAAAAUAUUGAUCCGAAGUUAAUUCCUGCAGAUCCAGAAAUUUCAGAGCCUUCAAAGCCCCAGAAGAUCAGUAAAUUUGUUGAACAGUUGAAGAAUUACAAACCAACACCUGAAGAUUUCAAGCAAAUUUAUUCCAUUCUCGAUCAAAGCGUAAAAGAAGACGAUAAUGAUGCAAUUAAGUACGCUAUCGAUAAUGGAUUUGAUAAAGUUGCUUUGAAGGGAAGUAAUCUCUUAUUAACAGCUGCAUCAGAAAAUAAUUUUGAACUUGCAAAGGCAAUUGCUGAAAAUGGAGCCGAUAUUUUUGCAAAGUCCGAAUCUGGUGCCACAGUUCUCCAUUACUUCGCAAGAGAUGGAAAUCUUCCUGCUCUUAAGUAUUUCUGCAAUAUUAAGGGCAUUGAUUUGAAUUCCCGCAACAAGACUGAUAAUACUCCAUUGCAUUUCGCUGCUUGGAACAAUAAACUCGAAGCUGUGGAGUAUUUAGCUUCAUUCCCUGAAGUAGACAUCAAUGCGAAGAAUAAGGAAGGUAAAUCACCUUUCAAGUACACAAGAUCAGAAGAAAUCAAGUUGUUCCUCAGAUCAAAAGGUUGUAUUGAUUAA
This is a messenger RNA of Trichomonas vaginalis G3, 1041 nucleotides long. RefSeq names its product protein ubiquitination. Gene Ontology annotation, molecular function: transcription factor binding. The transcript has a single exon. The record is from RefSeq and is a predicted model, not a curated record. Lineage: Eukaryota; Parabasalia; Trichomonadida; Trichomonadidae. Gene Ontology annotation, biological process: regulation of transcription by RNA polymerase II. Bases 1 to 1041 code for a protein of 346 amino acids.